This is a messenger RNA of Ipomoea triloba (trilobed morning glory), 1913 nucleotides long. Its product is annotated as pectinesterase. The transcript has a single exon. Gene Ontology annotation, molecular function: pectinesterase activity; pectinesterase inhibitor activity. Gene Ontology annotation, biological process: cell wall modification. NCBI's taxonomy places the organism in Eukaryota, Viridiplantae, Streptophyta, Magnoliopsida, Solanales, Convolvulaceae. The record is from RefSeq and is a predicted model, not a curated record. The coding region runs from base 86 to 1828 and encodes 580 amino acids.
UCUCUUCUCUUCUUCCGUCCUACUGUAUCAAUAAAUGAAAUAAGGAAAGAAGGGAGGUUAUUACAUAAUAAUAACCAGGAGAAAGAUGGCGGGUAAUAAUAAAAUAAUCAUCCCUUUGGUAUCCCUCAUCUUAGUGGUGGGUGUGGUGUGCGGCGCCGUUUUGGUCUUAAACAUGGGCGGCAACGAUAAUGCAUCCUCUGGCAAGGACAAUAACGGUAUUUCCAACGGUUCCAUGAAGCACGUCACUACGUUUUGCCAAUACGCUGAGUAUAAAGACGAAUGCGCCAGGAGUAUUUCUCACGUGGCUCACAACCGCUCCGCCACCACUAAGGACUUCAUUUUUGCGGCUAUUGAGGCUACACUUGAGGCGGUCCAUAAAUCCCACCAGGUUGCGGUUAACACCGAGGUCGACCAGGGCGCCGACCCGUAUAAUCAUAUGGCCAUUGAGGAUUGCAAGGAAUUGCUCCAAGAUGCUAUUGCCGACCUUCAGGCUUCUAUCUCGGUUGUCGGUGACAGUGAGCUUCACACGCUCAACGAUCGCGUGGACGAGCUUCUCAACUGGAUGUCGGCGGUGUACGCUUACCAAACUACCUGCACGGAACAAAUUGAGAACCCGGAGUACAAAUCUGCCAUUGAGGAUGGCAUGAUCAACGCCACCCAGCUCACCAAUAACGCAAUCAAUAUCAUCGCUGAGAUGUCUAAGGUCCUAGAGGCGUUCAACAUCACAAAAACGACCACCGACUUACUUCAUAAGGGAGAAAAUUCCAACACCGCCUCUCGUCGCCUCCUCGAAAUUGAUGAUGAGCAUUAUUUCCCAGAGUGGUUCCCUGUUGCAGAUAGGAAACUUUUGGCCGCGCAAAGAAGAGGGAAUUUGAGGCCUAAUGUGGUGGUGUCCAAGAAUGGUGGAGGCCAGUUUAAGACCAUUACUGGGGCACUAAAAUCAUACCCAAAAAAGCACAAGGGCAAAUACGUCAUUUACGUGAAGGCUGGAGUGUACAAUGAAAUUGUGGAGGUUAGCAAGAAAAUGAAAAACGUUUUUAUGUACGGAGACGGUGCUGGGAAGACUAUUAUCACUGGGAACAAGAACUACGCCCUCAUGAAAGUCACCACUUCAAAAACAGCCACAUUCGCAGCUCUUGGGCAAGGGUUCGUGGCGCGAGGAAUUACCUUCCGCAACACCGCAGGUCCACAAGGGCAUCAAGCUGUGGCUUAUCGUAGCCAGUCUGAUAUGUCAGCCCUUUUCGACUGCUCCAUUGAGGGAUACCAAGACACCUUAUAUUACCACACCUAUCGUCAAUUCUACCGCAACUGCGUCAUCUCCGGUACCAUCGACUUUAUCUUUGGCAAGGGGACCGCACUCAUCCAAAACAGCGUCAUCAUUGCCAGGAAACCCUUGGCAAAUCAAUUCAACACCAUUACAGCUGAUGGCAAAGAGUUGGCGAAGGCCAAGGGUGGAGUGGUACUCCAGAACUGCAAAAUUGUUCCUGAAUCUGCGCUCUACCCAUUGAGGUUCAAGGUAAAAACUUACUUUGGAAGACCUUGGAAGGCUUACUCCACAACCGUGGUGAUGGAGAGCCAAAUAGGUGAUUUGUUGAGCCCACUUGGAUGGAAGAUUUGGGAUGGGGAGAAGUUUGAGAACACUUGUCUCUACUAUGAAUAUAGGAAUAGCGGACCAGGUGCAAAUACAUCGAGGAGGAAUAGAGCCUUCAAGAAAUUUGACGUGCUUGGUCCCAUAAGAGCCCGAAAAUUCACUGCUGGACUUUGGCUUGACGCAAACCGCUGGUUGCCUGCCACUGGGGUACCUUUCGCCAUUGGUUACACUAAAUAGGUAAAUAUGUUUGGAUGAAAUUCGCUCGGAUCGCAUGUAUAAAUUAUUAUUAAAUAAUAAUAAUAAUUUCAUUUAUAUUGGUUAA